Molecule: messenger RNA, 1326 nt
Organism: Vitis riparia (riverbank grape)
Lineage: Eukaryota; Viridiplantae; Streptophyta; Magnoliopsida; Vitales; Vitaceae
Exons: 3
Coding region: 123-1241 (372 amino acids)
Source: RefSeq, a predicted model, not a curated record
GCAUCUGCUCCAUUGAAACAAAGCCAGAAGGAGGAAGGAGUCCAUUCGGGACCCCUAUCCUUCUUCCUCUUUCCGAUUCAUUCAUUCUGUUCUAUUUCACAUAUAUAUUUGUGAAUUGAACCAUGAGGAAGCUGUGUCCGAAUUUUGACAAAGAAAAUGGGCUGGAGACAGUGCUGGAGGUGCCCAUUCCAGAGGAGAUGUUCAAGAGCAUGGGCAGCAAUGUAGCCCUGAGAUGGCAGAACAUGCGUGCUUUCAUGAAGGGUCAACGUAUAGAUAAGGCUUCCCGCCUGUCGGAUGGAUGUGGCCCUGAGUUUCGGUUAUUGCUUAAACUUGUUGGCUCUCCUCUUAUCCCCGUUCAGGUUCCCUUGGAGUAUGGAGCUACUUUCCCUAUCAAAGAUUGUUCUAUUGAAGCUUCGACGGCAAAGUACAUAGUACAACAAUACAUAGCGGCAACGGGAGGGUGGGCAGCAUUAAAUGCAGUGCACAGCAUGUACGCGGUGGGGCAGGUCAGGAUGAUAUCAUCGGAUAUGAGCGAGGGCGAGGAAAGAGUCGACCCCAAAGGCAACGGUGAGGUUGGUGGGUUCGUCCUCUGGCAAAAGAAUCCCGACUUGUGGUACCUUGAACUCGUUGUUUCCGGUUGCAAGGUCAGCGCCGGUAGUGACGGAAAAGUAGCCUGGGGUCAGACCUCCUCUCAAGCGUCUCACGCUAACAGAGGCCCUCCAAGGCCUUUGCGCCGCUUCUUUCAGGGGUUGGACCCCAGGUUUACAGCCAACCUAUUCCUAGACGCAGUGUGCAUUGGAGAGAAGACCAUCAACAAUGAAGACUGUUUCAUUCUGAAGAUGGAGACGAGCGCCAGCGUCCUCAAGGGGCAGAGCACGCCCAAAACGGAAAUCGUUCACCACACCGUGUGGGGAUACUUCAGCAUGCGAACCGGGCUGCUCAUACAGUUCGAGGACACAAAGCUAGUAAGAAUGAAGGCUGUCAAGGGAGAAGAGAGCGUGUUCUGGGAAACGAGUCUGGAGUCCGUGAUCGAGGACUACAGAUACGUGGACGGCAUCAAUAUAGCCCACGGCGGUAAGACCACUGCGACUCUGUACAGAUACGGAGAGGCGUCAAACCACAAGAGAAGGAUUGAGGAGACGUGGGGCAUUGAAGAGAUUGAUUUCAAUGUAUGCGGUUUGACGAUGGAGUCCUUUCUGCCCCCUGCUGAUCUCAAGAUAUAUCAGGACGGUGGGAAGUAAAAGCAAUUAGCUACGAUGGGAGAUCUAGUUUUUGUGUACAUACAGGUUUUAAUUCAAAAUAUUAAUUUUACAAAAAAAGUUUAAA